UUUUAUUCCAUUUGCCAAAUACUCGGCAUCCUAUUUCUCAUUCAUUGUUGUAUAAAGCCACAAAAAUCCCCAAAAUCGAAAGAGACCCUUCCAGUCUUACACUCUCAAGUCAAAGCGAAACACAAACACAUAACACAGAGAAUGAGAGAGUUUGGAAUGAAACGGAAGAAGAUUGAAGGCGAGAGUUGCAGCCUAUCUUCUGUUUCGGUUGGACAAAAUGAAGAAGACAUUAUCAGCAGUCUACCAGACUCUAUCCUCUGCCACAUCCUCUCUUUUCUCCCAAUCAGAGACUCCGUGGCAACAAGCGUUUUGUCGAACAGGUGGAAGCCUCUCUGGACUCUCGUCCCUGUUCUUGACUUGGAUCACUACAAUCUUUCUAGAAAACGGCGGGGUCAAACUUUUAGCUUUGUGGAUACAGUGGUCAGAAUUUGGACUCUCCGAAACGCCAUUUCCACUCCCACCCCCCUACGCAAAUUGCGCAUUUCUUGGUGCGUCGAUUGUCUUCCCUUGUUUGUCGACUCAUUGGUCCGCGCCACCAUUCCCAAAGGUUCUUUGCAACAACUCGAUCUCAACAUUUAUUCUUUUAAACAACGUUUGGAGUUGCCCCGUUCUGUCUUCUUUUGUAAAACAUUAGUGGUUCUCAAACUGAACGGUACCUUUCUUCUCAAUCCUCCUUCUGCUUCUACCUUCCCAAAUCUUGAGAUUCUGCUACUUGAUUCUGUUCGCUAUGCAAACUGUGACUCUCUCUCCACACUCCUCGCAUCCUCCCCGGUCCUUCAAGAUUUUACCCUCAAACUGGGUCGGUUUGGAAUGGACAAUUUGGACAAGAAUGCAGCAGCAGCAGGCAAGUUAAAUAUCAUUGUUCUUGUACCUACUUUGAAAUUUCUACUUUUUUACAUGUUGAGUGUGACUCAUACAAACUCCAUCUAAACACCCCGGCUCUUAAGUACUUUCAUUUCAAAGGUGUUUUGGAUGAGGAUGUUGUGUUGGAAAAGCUCCCCAACCUGGUCAAAUCAGUGCUUCAAGUUGAGACAUGUUAUGAUACAAGUGAUGAUGAUUAUGCAAUGAGGAUAUGGGACUUCAUGGGACCACUAUAUAAUGUUAUAUCCAUGGAAUUGUACAUAAAUACCGCGGAGAGCCUCUGCCAUGCUUCUAAUCAUGAUGAUGAUGUUCCCAUGUUUCAUAAUUUGUCUUCCUUGAAGAUUUAUGGUGAGCUUUGGUUUAAGUAUGCGUGGCAUGCAGUACGACUAUUGCUUUUUCGGGCUCCAAUGCUACAAACACUUACCUUUGAAUUGGUAGAUUUGUAUGGCUCUCGUUGUUCUGAUCUUGACAAUUGCUCGAAGAACUCACCGGAUGUUCCUCAAUGUUUGUCAUCACACCUUACAACCUGUCAUUAUAUAGGAUUUUCAGAGCUUGAAGAUGAGAUGGAACUUGUUAGGCAAAUCCUAAAGGAUGCAAAAGUAUUAAGGACAAUGAAAAUCACUGCUGAAGGGCGUCCAGACUCAAAGACGAAGCGUCGUAUUCACAAGGAGUUAGUGAAAUUCCCAAAGAGCUCUCAAAUUUGUCAAAUUGCACUUGACUAAGAAUAUUUCCAUUUUUAGUGUCUCUCUCUUAGUUGUCCAGAAGCAGUAGUUUUAUGGGAAUGCCCAUUGUUUUUUGCAUGUUUCAUUUGAAACUUUGAUGGAUUCAAGAUUAAUGAAUACUUUUUUAAUUAUGAAA
Molecule: messenger RNA, 1719 nt
Organism: Quercus robur (English oak)
Lineage: Eukaryota; Viridiplantae; Streptophyta; Magnoliopsida; Fagales; Fagaceae
Product: putative FBD-associated F-box protein At3g50710
Exons: 2
Coding region: 1065-1583 (172 amino acids)
Source: RefSeq, a predicted model, not a curated record